Messenger RNA from Mizuhopecten yessoensis (Yesso scallop), 3157 nucleotides. RefSeq lists its product as uncharacterized. Bases 218 to 2269 code for a protein of 683 amino acids. NCBI's taxonomy places the organism in Eukaryota, Metazoa, Mollusca, Bivalvia, Pectinida, Pectinidae. Gene Ontology annotation, molecular function: zinc ion binding. The record is from RefSeq and is a predicted model, not a curated record. The transcript has 3 exons.
CUUUGAACUCGGAAAUACCUAGAUCAUUACCAGGAACUAAACAGCCGUCGCCAAAUCAACAUUUACUAAGGAAGUUUUCCCAGAGUUGCUUGCUGUAGCUAUGACCUUCUAUUCGUAGUCUAAAGACAUGCUUGAUCACUAGCGUAUGUAUUCGGAAUACCUCGGCAAUACUUCCUCCCAACGCUUGUGACCAGCAAUUACCCGAUUAAGUUCCAACAUGGCCGAAGCCUACCCUUCACCAGAAUACAAGUGUUUGUUGUGCAUGAAGCCGUACAACCAGCCGAGGGAGCUACCGUGUAACCACACAUUCUGCUGCCCGUGUCUGACGUCAUAUAUCGAUAAAGAACAUAGGACGGCAGAUGAGGACCGUCACUACUUUCCAUGUCCAGUCUGUGACAAACCAACUAGCCCACGUGACGUCAACACGGAUGUAGACGCCUGGGGGACCUCGUUUCCGAUAAACAAUCUCUUUAUCAACCAGACAACAAAGUCGUCAGAUGACCAGAACUGUGAGGCGUGUCGAAGGAUAGGAGAAUCCAACCAUGCUGUUGUCUGGUGCACUGGCUGCACUGAGAUGCUCUGUAGAGAGUGCAGAAGUUUUCACGAACGAAACAAAAUGACAGCAAAACAUCGACUUGUUCCCAACAAAGAUCGAGGAUUUUGUGAUACAACGGUAAACGAAAACUGUCCUAACCACGAAGGACAUCCGUUGGAGGUUUACUGUCUUGAUCACAGCUCUAUGUGUUGUUGUAUAUGUGUUGCCAUUUCACACAAAAACUGCAACCAUAUCAAACCAAUAGAUGAUGUGAUCAAGGCAACCUUUACUGGGCAACCUUCACUCGAGACAGCAUGGAAAAUUAUCAAAGACAAGGCAACGACGAUGUUAGAGGACGAUGAGUCUGGGAUGACCUUACUGAAUACCAAAGAAAAGGAUGUAAUAGUGGAUAUGACGCGAAAAAUACAGCAAGCCAAAGAUAAGCUUGAUGGUCUCAACACAACGUUUCAGUCGGAACUCGCGGAUCAGUGCAAAGUACACAGACAACAGCAUUCUGCUCGAAUGGAAUGUGUCAAGAAAUUCCAAACAAAUGCAGAAAAUUCCAAUAUUCUAAUGACUCGUUUUGACAAGCAAUGUACGGAUCGACAGCGAUUUGUUAUGAGAGAGAAAACGAAACAACAGUUAUCAGGACAUUACCGUCGUAUGGAUCAAAACACCAAGAGGCAGCCUAACACGUUUGACCUGAAACUCAACAUAGUAACUGUUAUUGACGAGAUAAUGAAGAUGACAACUAUUGGGAAAGUUGACGUGAUAUCGAAAAUAUCAUCGACCUCACAGAAUGCGGAUUCACGUGUCGGUACAUUGCUCGGGACUCUGAUGUCAACACCUUCAGCUACAACAUUUUCCGACUCUACUUCAGCCUCCGACCUUGUCGGAUCUCCAACUCAAGGACCGGCCACAGUGGAUGUGUGGACUGGUUCCGUAUCUUGUGUAUUCUCGGUCGACAGACGUUCACUGGAAGGAGAAGAAACGUCCUACUUUACAGGAGGAAUGUUUACUGAUAACGAUGAAUUACUUGUCACAGAUCUCAACAACUGCAGACUCGUGUUGUUUGAUGACAAGUAUCGCUACAAGAGAGAAUACAAAGUUAAAGGAAACCCAUUAGAUGUAACGCGUGGCCUUAAUACUGAUGAGAUACUUGUUAGUAUCGUAAAAAGUGGGUUUAUGAGAUGUACACUACGGGAGGAUCAGCUGACCGUAAUGGAAACAAUCAGCUGUACAAUCUACGUCUAUGGAAUAGCAGUUCUCGGAGAUAACAUACUGGUUUGUACUGAUCGUAGUGUGGAAGUAAUGUCAGCGGAUGGAAGAGUAAAAAAGUCAAUACAGAAGGAGUUUGAAUACGCCACACACAUUGCCGCAUCUACAUCUACGUCAACGUUUUACUGCAGAGAUGGUAAUGACAUCGUGUGUAGACGACUAGACAGCGACGUAGAAGACUACAGAUACAGUGACCCUGGUCUGAGGAGUCCUAUUGGUAUCGGACUGGACCGUGAUAACAAUGUGUAUGUGUGUGGACAUGACUCCGGCAAUGUUUACAUUGUUUCACCUGACGGGUCACGGGGAAAGGUACUAGUUCCCCGUCUAUCUAGUAUCACCAGUCCAUACGGGAUAAUUGUUCAUCCCACCAAACAGGAGUUCGUAGUCACAUCAAACGAGGGGGCUACUUCACUUGAGGUGUACAGAUUUAGUGACAAUGACGGUGUCAUUCAAUGAACACAUUGGUAUCAUUCUAGCUGGUACGCGUUUGUUGUUACAAGGAUAACAACGACCUUAAAUGACAGACCGUGUUAGUUCCUUUGAAGUCAUUUAAUCAUUCUUGUUAGAUCAUGAGAUGUUCCCUAAAUGAUCUUUUGAAGUUCCUGAAAAAAAUCAUCUUAACUUCAUGAAAAGUUCAUGUAGCCUUUCUGAAAAGUUCUUGUAAGUUUCAGUGAUGUUCCUGAAAAGUUCAUGUAGCCUUUCUGAAAAGUUCUUGUAAAUUCCAGUGAUGUUCCUGAAAAGUUCAUGAAUAUUUUCUGCGUUCUUUCUGUGAAGGAAUUACCUAUUCCUGGGGUUCAGAGAGCGAAAGUGAGCAUAACCCUUGGAGUAUCGAGCCCUCGAGGAAACAAAUAUCGGUCUUCACAUAUCCACAUGUUUUAAGAUGUGAAACAUGCUAGAAAUAUGAAAAGACAUCUUUAUAGUGAGGUUAGCAAUAGAUGACUAUCCGUCUGGUCGCUACAAUGCCCAUCAACUGUAUCACAACGGUAAAUGUAUUGCUACUCGGAGUAAAGAAGAGCACUUUUAAUAAUUUUGUUUAUUAUGAAGUAGGAAGGUUACCAUUGUCUGUGUGUAGAAUACUGAAAAUUAUUCAAUAUUGGUUAAAAUUAAAAACUUCGAAUAAUCGCAUUUCAAAAACAUGUUACGAGGAAUGAAUUUCGUCUAAUGAUAAUUGGAUUUUAGAUAUCCGCACUGAACUAAACAAAAUGGGAUUAACUUACCUUUGGGAGAAUGUUAGCAAUGAUAAAAAUAUAUAUACAAUCAUUGAGCAAAGACAUUUCGAUAUUUACCGACAGGAAAUAUUAACAAAUAUAAAAACAACUCUGAAAGGUUUCCUUUAUUGAUAGU